Molecule: messenger RNA, 1368 nt
Organism: Penicillium coprophilum
Lineage: Eukaryota; Fungi; Ascomycota; Eurotiomycetes; Eurotiales; Aspergillaceae
Exons: 2
Coding region: 1-1368 (455 amino acids)
Source: RefSeq, a predicted model, not a curated record
AUGUCUCAAGCCCCCAACUAUGAGACAUUGGAUGCACCCGAUGGGUCAGCAUUGACGUGGAUCUUCGAUCAUUGUCUGCGUUACGCCGACAGCUACGAAAUCUCUUUACGUGCUGCAUACGAACUCAAUCGCCACCCAUCAAAAAACACAAUGGGGACUUCAUUUCUUCCUCAGUCACCCUCCAUCCUACGCAAUUCUGUUUGGUCUAGAAACUCUCGCAACUCCAAUUCCUCUCUUGAUGCUCCUUCUUACGACACCAAUGCCGAAUUCCGUGCUUGUUUGACUAAAGCUAUCUCCGAAUUGCCUUCUCAACCCUGCUCGCUCCCUCCGAGCUUCAUUCUCUCCUUUGUACGUCGUUGUUUUUGUCUGGAGCUGUCCGAUGUCGACUUUGCCCAGGCUUUGACUGCUCUUGAUUACCUUAAAGCUAUCCAAGGUCGCUGGAAGAAGGAGAUUGAUGCCGCUUUUAAUCGGCUCGACAUUACUCCCAAGGACGCGAGUGACCCUCAGCACUCGGAGGUCGCUCGCAAGUAUCCUAAUGUCUUGACCUGGUACAAAGACAUCAGUCAAAAGGCACGCCUGAUCGAUUUUAUGUACACUCAAAUCCAUGUCGGCCUGCGUCGCUGGGUUCUGGUCAAUCAGAUGAUGCUUGAGCCGUUUGACAAGGCCAACUGCCUUGCUCUUCUCAACACUCUACUGCCGCCUGUUCACCGAGACAGCCCGACCCCAACACAGCAGUUGACGCCAGCCACCCUUGGACAUCACCGUGACACAUUCUUCAAAUACAUUACCAACUACAAGGGUGAUCCUUCAAUGCUGGAAGCUAUCAUUACACAAGGCGCUCGAGCCAACGAGGAGAAUGGGUGGCCUGCAUUGCAUGAAACCCUUGACAGAUACCUGGACGCAGUCCUCGAAAUGAUCGACGAGUGUAUUUUGAUCAACGAGCCUUGUCAGAUUGGCAAGUCCGGCGUGCAGCGCCGCACCGACUCGGGCAUCAGCUUCGGUCCGGAUUUCGGCCCCUGUCCUGCUAUCUCCCAAUCCUCAGACACCGAAAAGCCUCUUCCCCAUUUCCCAGAAGAGAACACAGGCUCUAGCAAGCAUGGUUCGUUCCUGGACCGAUUUUCUUCCUUGUCGGGAUGGGGCAAGAAGAAAGGCCCCAAGAAGGAGCAGGAUAGGGAGUUUGCGCGCAGUUUGAAGAAGAUGCAGUCCAACAGAUCAUUCAACAGUCGGGCUAGCAGCAUCAAUACACCAGCCAAGUUCAACGCAAAUAUAUCCUUCGAAUUGACUGACGAUAAGCGCCGGCGUUUGAUCGAUGAAGCCCAAGCUCGCAAAGCAAUCGACUCGACUCAAAACAUCGGUCAGGCUGUUUAA